ACACACAGUUCGAAACUAUCUGUCUAUUCGUUAAACCCUGUUUGUACAAUAUGGCUUUCAAAAUCGCUUGCUUAGUCCUGUCGCUGGCUUUAGCCUGCUACGGAUUCCCUCACUACAGCGGCGGUGGUUACGGUGGUAGCAAGGGUGGUUACGGCGGCAACCAAGGCGGUUUCGGCGGCAACCAAGGUGGUUACGGCGGUAACCAAGGUGGUUAUGGUGGCGGUUCCCAAGGCGGUUAUGGUGGUGGCUCCCAGGGCGGUUUCGGUGGCCCCCAAGGCGGCUUCGGUGGACCCCAAGGCGGUUUCAACAGUCCCCAAGGCGGUUUUGGCGGCCCCCAAGGUGGAUUUGGACAAAGCGGACCUAGCUUCGGUCAAGGCACACAGGGAUUGCCCCAGCACGGAUCAAACAUUCCUUCGGGAGCCUUCGGUCCCGGCCAGGGUGGUUUCGGGGGACCUGGAUCUCAUGGCAGCAGCGGGGGAUUUGGAGGACCAAGUGGUAACAGUGGCUUCGGGUCUGGAGGCUCAGGAGGCUACGGAGGUCACAGCGGCCACCACGGAGGUUACAAAGCACAUGGCUACUAGAUUCAUUGUUACUUGAUUGAUUGAUGAAAUUCUUGAGUAAUUAUAUUUGACUGUGAUAAAUAAAUAUUUGUUUACAAAUA
Messenger RNA from Helicoverpa zea (corn earworm), 661 nucleotides. Its product is annotated as glycine-rich RNA-binding protein 3, mitochondrial-like. The coding region runs from base 51 to 581 and encodes 176 amino acids. NCBI's taxonomy places the organism in Eukaryota, Metazoa, Arthropoda, Insecta, Lepidoptera, Noctuidae. The record is from RefSeq and is a predicted model, not a curated record. The transcript is spliced from 3 exons.